CGCGAUUUAUCACACGAAUAUCAUUCAACAUGGUGGGGGGAAUGAUAUUCUCGGAGGAUUGCAAGAACUAUUUAUAUGAAGCUCAUGGUCGGUAACUCCAAGCAGUAUUCUACAAGAGAUCAACGCGUCUAGUUCACGUUCCAGCGUAAAAUAUCAAAAUGCCCAGCUACAAAUUGACUUACUUCAACAUCACUGGCCUUGCUGAACCAAUUAGGCUGGUUUUGCACCAAAGUGGAAUUAAAUUCGAGGACAAGAGGCUCACUCAGGACGAAUGGCCGGAAGUUAAAAAAGGUAUGCCACUUGGUCAAGUACCCGUCUUGGAAAUCGACGGCAAGGCUUACUAUCAAUCGAAAGCAAUCCUUCGCCUGCUCGCCAGGAAGAACAAUCUCUAUGGUUCCAACGAUGAAGAAGCUUUCCUAGUCGAUGCCACCGUUGACACCAUCGAUGACGUGAGAUCAGCAUACUCUCAGUACCACUGGGAACAAGACCCUGGAUACAAAGCCAAGCUGAAGACCAACGCUGAAAACAAGCUUCCCAUGCUCCAUAAGUUGGAUGAGCAGGUGAAGAACAACGGAGGACACUUUGUCAAUGGAAAGUUGACAUGGGCUGACCUUUUCUAUGCCGCACAAUCGGAAACCUUGUCCAACAUGCUGCAAACCGACAUCAACAAAGACCACCCUGAACUGAAGAAAUUGGUAGAGAAAGUCAGGUCACUACCCAACAUCAAAGCUUAUCUCGACAGCCGACCCAAAAGCAUGUUUUAAGCUUAGAGACUUUCUACGUGCUUUAGAGUUCAACAGGACUUGAUUGGUUUAUUUCCUUGCAAGUGUACUUGCAGAUUCUUUUACAUUUAAUGUUUUAUACAAAUUUCACGUCACGUUUAUGAAAGCAUAGAUGAGAUAGAUGAAUGGUUUUUACAAAUUGUUAUGUAUGAUAUGAGUAGAAAAAUAAAUAUCGCUUAUAUUUA
This is a messenger RNA of Bombus pascuorum, 967 nucleotides long. It is a transcript of the gene GstS1, whose product is annotated as glutathione S-transferase-like. Lineage: Eukaryota; Metazoa; Arthropoda; Insecta; Hymenoptera; Apidae. Gene Ontology annotation, biological process: glutathione metabolic process. The transcript has 5 exons. Gene Ontology annotation, molecular function: glutathione transferase activity. The record is from RefSeq and is a predicted model, not a curated record. Bases 159 to 764 code for a protein of 201 amino acids.